Messenger RNA from Carya illinoinensis, 536 nucleotides. Its product is annotated as NADH dehydrogenase [ubiquinone] 1 alpha subcomplex subunit 2-like. NCBI's taxonomy places the organism in Eukaryota, Viridiplantae, Streptophyta, Magnoliopsida, Fagales, Juglandaceae. Bases 56 to 352 code for a protein of 98 amino acids. The transcript is spliced from 3 exons. The record is from RefSeq and is a predicted model, not a curated record.
CUUCCGCUAUUUGAAAACUGCUGAAGAUCGCAAGGGCAGAGACCAGAGAGAGAGAAUGGCAUGGAGGGGACAUCUGUCUCGUAAUAUGAAGGAGCUUCGGAUCCUGUUAUGUCAAUCUUCCCCUGCGAGCUCGGCUACCAGAGCGUUCGUGGAGAAGAAUUAUAAGGAUCUCAAGACACUGAACCCUAAACUCCCAAUCUUGAUUCGUGAAUGCAGUGGGGUCGAGCCCCAGUUAUGGGCUAGAUAUGACAUGGGUGUUGAGAGGGGCAUUCGUUUGGAAGGCUUGAAUGAGGCACAAAUUUUAAAGGCACUUGAAGACCUCGUGAAAGUGGGGGCAUCUCUUAAAGCUUAAUGGUGCUGCCAUUGACCCUAUGAAAUGGAAUAAAUUAAUACAAGUGGAAAAUAUUCCCAGAGACCUUUUUGUCCAAACAAUUUGUCUUGUUUUUCUUUUCUUUUCCAAAAAAACAUGUUUAUUGAGGACUCUGUAUCUCAAUUGUGUGGUUUGAUAAUUUGAUGUACCAACAUCUUCUAUUUAA